AUGAGUAGCAUGAAGAAGUUCAAGAAGGUUGAGAAACCUCUCUCGCAAACCAGGCACUAUUCGCUCUGCAUCCCCACCACACUGGUAUCGGAUUGUCGCAAUCUAUCGCAGAUCACGCAUAAGGUGUACCAAGUAGCCAAGUUUGCGUCGUUGUUCAAUGUUUCUGAGGUCGUAAUCCUUGAGGACAACUCCCAGGCAAGUGGCACCAAAAAGAAAAUUUCCACUGCCAAACUAAUACUGGCGCUCUUACAGUACUUCGUCACACCUCCAUAUCUUCGCAAUACCGUAUUCAAGGAAAAUUUCAGACCUUACUUGGCCGUCGCCUCGAAGCUGCCAAGGCUGUCCACACUUCCUUUCACCAGGUACCAAAAGCAGGAUCACGGUCGGUAUAGAGAGGGUCUAACCGUCAAGAUGCAAAAACCCACGCUGACCCGCAAAAGGGGGACAGGUAAGGAGUUCAAGCAAACCAAAUACAUUAAUAUAGGGAAAGCCGAAGCACUGGCCUUACAGAGUCAGCUAGUGCCGAUAAAUGCAAGAGUCACUAUCGACACGGUAACAAAGAAAAUUGUUUCCCCCCAAGAGGCCUAUGGCGAUUUCACAGGAAUGGACUCACAGUACGGGUACCAUACACGUAUAGCGUCAUCCUUCACAGACUUGUUCAUGAAAGGUCCGCUAAAGGAAGGGUAUACGCAAUCGAUAUACGUACCUCUGACCACAAAGGACACCCGCAUUCCCGCACUGUCAUCAUUGCCUGCCAUCGGAACCUCUCCUAACAUUUUAUUGGUGCUGUCCGCAUGGGAAACUCUUUUGCUGGCGUUUGAACUGAAUAAGGACCAAUUUGUGGAGUGCCAAGGUCCUCACGAAUUCUUCGACGCUCAGCUGCCAUGUCCUGUGGCCACCUCGGAUGUCACGGACACCAUACCCAUGGCACUAACCACCCUCUCAACCCUAUUCUAA
Saccharomyces eubayanus is the source of this 957-nucleotide messenger RNA. It is a transcript of the gene UPA2, whose product is annotated as putative methyltransferase. Lineage: Eukaryota; Fungi; Ascomycota; Saccharomycetes; Saccharomycetales; Saccharomycetaceae. The transcript has a single exon. The coding region runs from base 1 to 957 and encodes 318 amino acids. The record is from RefSeq and is a predicted model, not a curated record.